This is a messenger RNA of Fundulus heteroclitus (mummichog), 3775 nucleotides long. Its product is annotated as probable E3 ubiquitin-protein ligase HERC4. NCBI's taxonomy places the organism in Eukaryota, Metazoa, Chordata, Actinopteri, Cyprinodontiformes, Fundulidae. The record is from RefSeq and is a predicted model, not a curated record. Bases 33 to 3041 code for a protein of 1002 amino acids. The transcript has 24 exons. Gene Ontology annotation, molecular function: ubiquitin protein ligase activity. Gene Ontology annotation, biological process: protein ubiquitination; ubiquitin-dependent protein catabolic process.
GCAGCUGCAAACCCUGAUGCGCAUUCGGCGACAUGUUUUCGUGGGGAGAGGACUACCGGCAGAGCUUUCGCCGGAAAAAGGGCUCCGGCGUCCCGACUUCAGACGGAGUCCAGCUCCUGCAGCUCAGCUUCCACAUCAGGGACCUGUCCGCUGCUCAACAUCUUCUCGCCUUCCUCAAAGAUAAUGGAGAGGCGUCCAUCAUCCGCACCCAGGAAGGGAGCAGAGGCAAACAGAAGUUUGUCAACUGCGGUGAGACGAUCCAGGCUGUUAGUUGCAGCGAUGAUGUUGUCAUGCUGCUGUCUGACGGGGGCAAGGUCUUCAGCGUGGACCCAAACGUCACUCCAUUCACUCCCAGGCCUCCAAAAGCAUUGUCCGGCAUCCAAAUAACACAGAUUGCCUGUGGGAGCCAUCACACUGUUGCCCUCACCAAAGGUGGUCAGGUGUACACGUGGGGCCAGGACUCCAGGGGGCAGCUGGGACUGGGUAGUAAUUCUGGAGCCGGCUCACCCCAGCACGUCCGAACUCUGUCGUCCAUCCCCGUGGUCCGGAUCUCUGCGGGAGGAGAGCACAGCUUCGCCCUGUCCGUGUCCGGAGGCGUGUUCGGCUGGGGCAGAAACGACUGCGGACAGCUCGGACUGGGAGACACUGAAGACAGAAACACACCCGCGCCUGUCAGUUAUCUGAACAUGAAGAAAGUAGUUCAGAUUACCUGUGGAAAAGAGCACUCCGUUGUCUUAACGAAAGAGGGUGCAGUGUUUACGUUUGGCUCCGGCCGUUACGGACAACUUGGACACAACUCUUUCCAAAAUGAGCUCCGUCCUCGGCUUGUUGCAGAGCUCUGGGGGGCAAACGUCACCAAGACUGCCUGUGGGAGAUAUCACACACUAGUGCUGACUGACCCAAUGAAGGUGUACUCCUUUGGCUGUAAUGACCACCAGCAGCUGGGACGUGAAGAAGAUAGUCAUCCGUCUGUCCCGCUACCUGUACAACUGCCAAUCUGUUCCACAAAUGGUCACAGGAUUGAGAACAUCUUUGCUGGAGCAGAUUGUUCGUUUGCAACCUGGAGACCAAAAGAGGAUGGAUUGAACUCAAAGACCAACAUAACACAGCAGCCUAUUGAAAGAAUGGUGGCUAAAUGGACAUCUGAAUGUAACGCAAAGUUGGGGCAAAUGACAAAAGAGGAAAUUCACAGCACAUUCUCCUCCGCUUCAGUUAUCAAUCGAAGCUUCCUUGACCUAAGCAAGGAUAAGCAUUUCCAAACGUCACCAAACUACCCCGGUUUGGACUUAUCGUUAGCCAAAGGUGUGUUUGAAAACCUGGUGUAUGAAGAAGUUCUUCAAGUGAAGGUGGAAGAUGCUGUUCUGCUGUUGCUUCGUUCUCUUGAUAGCAAACCAGUGGGGGUGGAGGGGUUGAGGGUCUUCCUGGUCCUGAUUGAGCUUCUUCAUGCGACUCAGAAAGCGUUUGGACCACAGAGCUUAAAGCUGCAUGAGGAGGUUGCCGCCGCCUUCCAAAAACUUCCUCCUGAAAGCCUCCAGAUUAUAGGAGACUGGUGGUAUUCUCUAUCACCCUCUACAAUGGUCAGACAUGUAAACGUGUGGAGGACAGCCCUCUCCGCCCUCUCCUUGCCAGCUUCUCGCUGUUCAGUGAAGACCAUCUUGCUGAUCCUUCAGAACUUGUACAAGGCCAACAAGAAGAAAAUCCCUGAAAAGACAUUUUGUCUGGAAUUUAGCCAGAUGUUUCUUAAUGAAGAUCUGCUUCUUUGGCGUGCAAUGUCCAACAACAAUAUUGGGGAUAAUCCACCCCUCCUUCUCUGUGAUUUCCCAUUCAUUAUGGAUCUGAAGUCUAAGAUAAUGGUUUUUGAUAUGAACACUCAGUUGACUCAGGUAAAUAAGCCUUGGUCUCAAACUCUAAUAAGGAAAACUUCUACAUUAAUUUUCGUCAGAGGGUUGUUACUCGAUUAUCAGAUGUUUGAGAUCAGGUCUCUUCAACAGGGAUCUAUUACCCAAGGAAAUUCUGUUUUUGAACUGAAUCUGCACCGAGCAUCACUUUUGGAGGACGCCUUCGUUCAGCUGGCCGCUGCUCAUCAAACUGAUCUGAAGAAACCCCUCAUGGUGCAUUUUGAUGGCGACGCAAAGCGCACACUAGUCUACAUGUGGGACUUUUUUCAUCACCUCGACAUAGUUAAAAGAAAAAAAGGGCUGUUCAUGUUGAACGACUCUGAAACAAUGGCGUGGUUCUCCUCCAGAACAGCAGAGGAGGACAAGGCCACCUUCCACGUGUUUGGGAUUCUGUGUGGAUUGGCCUUCUACAACAACAGCGUCGUAGACUUGCCCUUCCCACUGGUUCUGUUCAAAAAGCUGGUCGAUGCUGAACCGACUCUGGAGGAUAUGAUAGAGUUCAGCCCAGCAGUUGGAGGGAAUCUGCAAUACAUACUGGACUACAAAGAGGACAACCUGGAAGACCUGGACAUAACAUUUGAGAUUAACUGGGAUGAGACAGAAGUUAACCUGGAUGUAAAUCCAGAAAAGCUGGUCACAAAAGAAAAUAGGAGGGAGUUUGUGGAUGCCUAUGUGAAUUAUGCCUUCAACAAGUCAGUGGAGAGCGUGUUUCAGGAGUUCAAGCGAGGCUUCUUCCUGGUGUGUGACCAACAGCUGGUGAAACUUUUUAGACCAGAGGAGCUGCAGGGUGUGCUGGUGGGUGGAGGCGUCUAUGACUGGGCGACGCUCAAGCGGAACACACAGUAUGAGCUGGGCACCGACGGACACCCAACCAUACGGAUGUUUUGGGAGGUUUUUGAAGACCUAACUGAAGAGCAGAAGAAAGAUUUUCUUUGGUUCCUGACUGGAUCUCGGAAAGUUCCUGUUUUGGGCAUGGGCCAGAUCAGGAUGACCAUUCAAAUCCUGAGUGGCACCAAUGAUCAGCAUUUCCCACAGUCACUGACAUGUCACGCAAUUCUUUCUUUACCAAUGUACUCGACCAAGGAGAUCAUGCGGGAAAGACUGACGGAGGCCCUGAAGCCAGAGAGAGGAUUCAGGAUGUGAUCUGAGUCUGUUAGAAAUAGAAGGAUUUCCAUAUGAACACAUCUCACACACUAACUCAGGGUAAUAUACUGCAAUGAACUGGAAAUAUGUGAUUAAAUGUGGAAGGAAGCACAGAGAUGAAAAUAUACUGUAAACGUUUGCACUAAACAGAAAUAAUUUAUCUGUGAAAACUGCUGCAUUUUAUGGUUUUUUAAAGUAUUUCCAAGAUAAGUGUUUUAUUUUUAUAUGAUAUAUGGGCACAGAGUUCUCAUAACAGUUAAAUGUAUAUAUGAAAGGCAUAUUUCCUUGUGUAUUUAUUUACAUUUUACAUCUUUAACUGCAACUUUUAAUUAUGUGUAUUUUUCCUAAUUUUAUUUCUCAUGUGAUUUUUCUUCCCCCAGUUUGUUGAAAUCCAGAUUAAGAUUCAUUAUAUUCAUAAUAAAACUGAGAUCCUUAAACCCUAUUAAUGUAAUAUUGACCACAACAAUUAUUAACUUUAUCACCUCCACUAACACUGUAAUUAUCUAUAGUCCAUUUGCUUGCAUUGACAAAUAAAAACAUAUUUUAUUAUACUAUAUAUUCUUUUUCUUUUGUUUUGACUUUAAUGACACAUAUUUCUAUGUUGCUAAUUUCUUUUGCAAGUUUAUUUAUUCUACAUUCAUAAAUUUGCACCCCACUUGUGUGUUGCCAAAAGCUGCUGUAAUGGGUGAAUUUCUCCAGUGUCAGAUCAAUAAUGUUUAUCUUAUCUUAUUCAA